Messenger RNA from Annulohypoxylon maeteangense, 1862 nucleotides. Its product is annotated as benzoate 4-monooxygenase cytochrome P450. Gene Ontology annotation, molecular function: heme binding; monooxygenase activity; oxidoreductase activity, acting on paired donors, with incorporation or reduction of molecular oxygen. The record is from RefSeq and is a predicted model, not a curated record. The transcript is spliced from 3 exons. Bases 279 to 1817 code for a protein of 512 amino acids. NCBI's taxonomy places the organism in Eukaryota, Fungi, Ascomycota, Sordariomycetes, Xylariales, Hypoxylaceae.
GAUCAAUGAAGAAGACUGGGUAAAUUUACAUUAACCCCAACCGUCGCCAUGCCCUCGCUUCGUACCUAUCACCGCGGCUCCCAUCCCUCUCUUUACGGAGGAUGAUGUGCCACCGGCACCACCCCGCCCUCACGGGAAUAUCCUUAAUUAUGUGAAUAUAGCUACAAAGAGUUGAUAGUAGGUGAGUAUUUAUGAUUGUGUUCAGCUGCAAGUAUCGGAGCUUUGAUUUUCGUGGCAACAAAGUCAAGUUCUACCAAUGAUAUAAAAAGAGAGACAAGAUGUCGACGAAAUUCGUUCAUUUCGUAGAACCCCUCGCUAAAACUUCACUAUCGGAGUUCUUGGCAUUCGCUGUUUUAUUAGCCUCUACACUUGGAAUCACCAAGGCUAUAUAUAAUGUCUUCUUCCAUCCCCUGGCUACUCUACCGGGUCCAAAGCUCUAUGGAAUGUCGCCUCUUCCCAUAAGCUGGUCACGGUACCGGGGUAGGAUACCUUAUACGUAUGCCGAACUACACGAAAAGUAUGGCACCAUUGUUCGAGUUGGUCCGGAUGAAAUUUCCUGUGCUAGCCCCUCGGCUUUCAAGGAUAUCUAUGGCCCUCGUUAUGGAAAAGGAGGACCAUUAACUCGUGAUACGCGGACUGCACCACUAAAGGAUACCUUUGGAGCCGUGGGUAUGUUCCAGGCUGAUGUGCAAGAACAUGCUCGGAUACGCCGCCAGUUAAAUCCGGCCUUCUCGGAAAGGGCUUCUCGAGAGCAAGAACCACUAGUGAUGGGAUAUAUUGACUCCAUGAUUCGGAAGCUGAGAAAUACUACGGCGAAUGGAAAACCUGUCGACGUCGAGAAGUAUAUGAUGUGGGCAACAUUCGAUAUCCAAGGCGACCUUGUGUUCGGAGAGGAUGUAUUCAAGUGUAUCGAGAAUGAGCAGUACCACCCCUGGAUCAAUAUCAGCAUGACAUUCUUCACUGGAGGGGUGUAUGUACACGCCCUCAACGACAUCUCUCCCUGGCUUCUGUGGAUAUGGCAGAGGUUCAUCGUUCCACAAAGAAUUACAGAUGCUUUCACGUAUCAUCUGAGAACCACGUUGGAUCUUGUGGAUAAGAGGAUGGCUGCUGGCAAGACCGACCACCCGGACUACAUGUCAUUUAUCACCAGCGAGAGCAAGGCCGGCGAAAUGCUCACCAAGGAGCAGAUGUACGCCAAUGCCCAGAUGUUAGUGAUGGCCGGGUCGGAAACCGUAGCUACGGCCUCCGCGAGUACGCUCUACCUCCUACUGUCUCAUCCGGAAACCAUGGCCCGGGCCGAGCGCGAAAUUCGGUCUUCGUACGACUCAGACCAGGACAUCACGGCCGCUUCCGUUGCUCAGUUGUCAUACCUUGUGGCCGCGAUCGACGAAUCCAUGAGAGUCUGGCCUCCGGUCGCAACGUCAUUCAACCCCCGACAGGUAUCAUCAGGAGGUUGCACCGUAGACGGUUAUUUCAUCCCCGAAGGUUCCAUGAUUGGUAUCCAUAACCACGCCAUCGGCCGCCUAGAAAGCUACUUCAGGGACGCGAAGAAAUUCGUCCCAGAGCGCUGGUUGGGCGACGAGAGAUACGCGGAAGACGCUAGAGAGACUUUUCAACCGUUCAGCUCGGGACCAUUGAAUUGCAUCGGCCUCACGAUGGGCCGUUUGGAGACUCGUGUGAUCUUGGCUAAGCUGAUUUACAACUUUGACAUCGAGCUGAUGCCCGAAUGCAGCGAUUGGCUCGGGAACCAGAAGAACUACAUCGCAUGGCACAAGCCGCCGCUGAUGGUGAAGUUAACACCGGUGAAAAGAGCUUAGGUGGGUACUUCACCGGCGAGUUUGGUGAGGCUGGCUGGUCGACGG